This is a messenger RNA of Linum tenue, 798 nucleotides long. The record is from the annotation of a GenBank genome assembly. NCBI's taxonomy places the organism in Eukaryota, Viridiplantae, Streptophyta, Magnoliopsida, Malpighiales, Linaceae.
AUGGACAUCAAUCAAACCCAUCUCUGCUGGAACAAUAUUAUCCAUCACCAACCACCACCACCACAAAUUGAUCAAUCCCACCAUCAAACCUCAACAAACUUCCCUCCUUCCUUCCAAUUAGACCAUUUCCCAUCCCCAAACUCUCUCAGCAACCAAACAGAAAAGCAACUCUUUUGUUUGGAAAAUCAAGGGUCGUCUCUGAAGGCAUGCAACGAAGAAGAAGAAGAAGGAGGUGAAGGUGAUGAGGACGAGGAGCAGGAAACGGAAGAAGAGGAGGAGCUGGGGGUCAUGAAGGAGAUGAUGUACAGGAUGGCGGCGAUGCAGCCCGUGGAGAUCGACCCGGCUUCGAUCCGGAGGCCGAGGAGGAGGAACGUUCGGAUCAGCGACGACCCUCAGAGCGUCACUGCCCGACACCGCCGCGAGAGGAUCAGCGAAAAAAUUCGGAUCCUCCAGCGGCUGGUCCCCGGAGGGACCAAACUCGACACGGCUUCCAUGUUAGAGGAAGCCGUGCGGUAUGUCAAGUUCUUGAAGCGUCAGAUACGCCUCCUCCAAACCACGACGACGAAUAAUGAUAGUAUGACAACAAUAUCCGAUCAUCCUCCUCCUUCUCGUAGUAUUACCACUAGACCAACCUGUUCGGUACGGGCGGAUGGUUUGGGAGGGUUUCUUGGGUUUGGGAUUGGUGGUGCCGCAGCUGAUGGUGUCCACGUGGGUGAUGGUGGUGUUGGUGAUAAUCAUGGUUUAGUGUGCUUUGGUGGUCAUGAUGAGGUAAUUAGCGAUCCUUUAAUUGGAAGUUGA